AUUGGAUUCAAUAGGCCUUGUACCAAGAUAGUACUCCGUCUCUCCGUGUAUAUCAUUCUUAAAUGCACCGAAAAAAAAAAAAGCUGAAAUACGUUUCCAGUGUACUUGUCUGACCUGACCGCCAUUGUUGCUCCCCAAGCAGUUCUGCUAAUCAUAAAUUAUCUAUUAUUACCCCGUAAUUGAUAAUAUUCUUAAUAAAAGGAAACUUCUCCCUGCUCCCCUCCACCACUUUCAGCUCUGAUUUCUGGAAAAUGUGAGGGUGUCUAUCUUAUCGACCCAAUUUUCAAAGCUUACGGAUCAGCGCAUUUAGGGUCCGAAUUCGAAGGGUUUGGGAAUGGAUUCGGUUCAAGGUGCCGAGGGUAGAUCCACCGUUUGCGAAACAACCGAACCCGGAGGAGAUGCUGGCCACGCCCACCACCAGUUCGGCGGCGUAGUGGCCGCGCCGCCGGAAUCCGGAUUCACUGCGCUGCUAGAACUCCCGCCUUCGCAGGCGGUGGAGCUCUUGGCGAACUCGCCGUCCACCAAACUCCCAGAAAUUGAACAUCCCAGAAGUCUAUAUCCCGGUUUUCCUCCUCCGCCGCCGCCUAUUUUCCCUUCCGACUUGGCUCUGAUCGAACGGGCGUCGAAGUUUUCCCCGUUCGCCGGGAAUGCCCCUGAAAAUCUGUCUUAUUCCGGCCCGAAACCCUACUUCGUGAAGCAGGAGCCAUUGGGUUGGGACUCAACCCUGAUUUCAAACCAGACGGCCAAUCCGAAAUCAACCAAGCGAAAGGAAAGGGAUAUAAAGGUUGAAGAUUCUGGCAAGAAGGGCAAGAAAUCUGCUACGAAUACCUCGGGGAACGAGGCCGAUGGGUCCCAGUAUGUUCACGUCCGAGCUCGCCGCGGUCAAGCCACCAAUAGCCACAGCUUAGCUGAGAGAGCUAGAAGAGAGAAGAUUAAUGAGAAGAUGAAACUUUUGCAAGAGCUUGUCCCAGGUUGUAACAAGAUAUCUGGUACAGCAAUGGUGCUGGAUGAGAUCAUCAACCACGUCCAAUUCCUACAACGACAAGUUGAGUUCUUGUCAAUGAGCCUUGCUGCUGUCAACUCGAGAAUCAGUUUUAACAUAGAAAAUCUAUUUGCUGCCGAAUCUGAGAAUAACUUUGCGUGCAUGUUCCCGCCAUCGAUGUGUCUUGAGGAACAACAGGACAAUGGGAUCAGGCAACCUUAUCAACAUCAAUUGCAUUUUGAUGGAUUUUCUCAACCUGUGUGGAGUAGAGAAGAUGAAAACUCGCUCUUAACUUACCACUCAACUAAUCCAGACGCACACCAAUCUUCUUUGCAUGGCAAUCAUCAGCUAAAGAUGGAGUCAUGAAGGGGAAAAGGGGAAAUCUUUUUUUUGGUGCAGCAAGCCUAGGCAUGUAUCUAUGAUGUAUAGCAGUAGUCUUUAUGUAGCGUGGAAGAAGAGGUGGCAGCCACGACAAUCUGGAUAUCGGGUUUUUUGGUCUGUUCACAAACAAACAUGGCAUUUGGAGAUCACCAGAACAGAUAGGUCACUGCUUUCUAAUCUUAACUACUUAUACCUAGCUUUAUGGAUGUGUAUAAUAUAUAGUACUCCGUAAUAUAUAUACGGAGUAUAUAUAUACGGGAAUCGCUAAAUCCAACCCACAUUUGGCUAUAUCCACUCUCUUUUUUUUUGUGUCUAAUAGACAAGUUUACCCUUAAUUCUUGACAUUGGGAAAGGAAGAAGUGAAAGACAAAAGUGCCCAUUUCUUGAAAAUAGAGUGGAUUUAGCCAAUUAAGGUGUGGAUCUAGCAUCAUUUUAUAUAUACUCCCUGGCAUUUUUUUGAGUUCUAUAACUUUGGGUGCACCUCAAUCUGAUAUAUAUUGUGUAUGAUUAAAUGAGUGAUUGAAUC
Molecule: messenger RNA, 1889 nt
Organism: Cuscuta campestris
Lineage: Eukaryota; Viridiplantae; Streptophyta; Magnoliopsida; Solanales; Convolvulaceae
Source: the annotation of a GenBank genome assembly